AUGGUCAACUUCCUGAGGGUUGAACCACUGACUGACAAAAGGUGCUGGAACAGAACUAUUGCUUAUCCCAUGCUUAAUAAAGAUGACUCUGCUAUGCAGCGUGUCUUCCACCUAAUGAGGAAUUUGUCCUUGCGUCGCACCAAGACACAGCAGGUGAAUGGAAAACCCAUUUUAGACCUGCCAGCAAGGAAUGUUGUUUUGAAAAAGCUCACACUAAACAAGGAGCAGAGAGAAGCAUAUGAUCUAAUGGAGAAUGAGGGCAAGAUUUUGAUACGCCAAUUCAUUGAAGACAACACAGUUCGAGAUCAUCUGUUUGAAAUCUAUGUAGCUCAGCUGAGACUGCGCCAGUUUUGCUGCCAUCCUAAACUGGUAUACAAGGCUGUUGUGAAUAACCCAGUUCAUGUCACUGACUGUGACAACACAAGGAAUGAAAUAAAUGUUGGUAAUGGUUCAGUACUGACACAGGAGUCUGUAGUCUGUUCAGCCUGUUUUGCACAUCCAAAGAAUGCUGUGAUUGCUUCUAAUGGAGGAAUUUACUGCUGGACUUGCAUUCAGAGAAACCCAGGUCCGCAGCAAGCAGAUAUGGUGGCACCAGGACAGGACAUGACCGUCCUAGAAAUCAACAAUCUCAGGCAGCAGCUGGAUUCUGCCAACAAAUCAGAAGAAGACUGUACCAUAUGCACAAACCCAUUACAAACUGCAAUCAUCACAUCAAAAGGACACCUGUACUGCCGUGCCUGUUUUGAGAAAAAUCCAGCUAUUACACAAGCAUACGAGUCAAUCAGUGAAGCAGAAAGAAAACAACUCCUUGGGAAACUGUUGAUGUGGCUUUAUGAAGAAGAGGAGUACAGUGAGUGCCCUAUAUGCUAUACAAAGUCCAUGGAGAUUGGCUACCAGAAUGCUGUCAUCACUUUUUGUGGUCACCAGUUUUGCAGUACAUGUAUUGACCAGUUAUGUUUAAAAGAGGACCACCCGCCGUGUCCAAUUUGUCGUGGUCAGCUGGACAGGAAUAAGUUAAUCAAAAUUCCUCGCAAGCUAGCAGAAGGCACAAAUCUUGAUGAAUGGAGUUCCAGUGCUAAGAUAGAUGCCUUAAUGACAGCUCUCACAGACCUCAGUGAGAAGGAUCCUAGUAUUAAGUGUAUUGUGAUCUCACAGUUCACUUCUUUUUUGGAUUUGAUAGAGAAAGCUUUGAGUGAGAAGGGCCUUUUGUUUACCCGCCUUGAUGGCAGGAUGUCACAGAACAAACGUAUAGAGGCAAUGAAGAAAUUCUCAGAAGAAACUCAGGAGUCUCCUAAAGUGUUUCUGCUGUCUCUCAAGGCUGGUGGAGUUGGAAUUAAUUUGACAGCUGCUUCACGAGUCUUCCUCAUGGAACCUUACUGGAACCCAGCAGCUGAAGAGCAGUGUUUUGACCGAUGUCACAGACUUGGACAAACACGAGACGUGGAGAUUACAAAGUUUGUAAUAGAAAAUUCUGUGGAGGAAAAUAUGCUGAAGAUACAGGAAAGGAAAAGAGAGUUAAUGAAUGGAGCUUUCCCACAGAAGCAAACCAAAGAGCAACGUAGGAUUAACCACAUUAACGACCUGAUACAGCUUUUCCAGAUUGACUAA
This is a messenger RNA of Candidula unifasciata, 1608 nucleotides long. The record is from the annotation of a GenBank genome assembly. Lineage: Eukaryota; Metazoa; Mollusca; Gastropoda; Stylommatophora; Geomitridae.